Molecule: messenger RNA, 2563 nt
Organism: Rosa rugosa (rugosa rose)
Lineage: Eukaryota; Viridiplantae; Streptophyta; Magnoliopsida; Rosales; Rosaceae
Product: ubiquitin carboxyl-terminal hydrolase 18-like
Exons: 11
Coding region: 266-2350 (694 amino acids)
Biological process (GO): protein deubiquitination
Cellular component (GO): cytosol; nucleus
Molecular function (GO): cysteine-type endopeptidase activity; cysteine-type deubiquitinase activity
Source: RefSeq, a predicted model, not a curated record
UCUGGUGUAAGAAGAGGAAGGUGUGUGUCUGUUGUGUAUAAAGAUAUAAGCUUUUCCCCUUUGUCUUGUUUAUUGGAUUAAAAACCCUAAUCUUUGCACCCCCAAAAUCAUUGAUUCCCGACCAGAGAAAAAACAAACCCUAAUUGGAGAAUUUGGGGGCGGGUUGGGUCAAAACCCUAAAAUUGCAAGUGUGGAAGUUGCAGCAUCGAUGAGAAGAGCAGGGGUUGGGGAGGAGGAGGUAUCGGAGAUCAAGAACACGGCGUAGAUGCAUGUCGCCGGAGUGAGCUUGGAUCUGAACUGGUUCCUGCAAUUGAUAUUCACUCUGUUCGUUUUAGCGUUUGGGGUGCUACACUUGGUCAAGAACACGGCGUCGAAGUACUUUGAGGUCGACGCCAAUUUCGACGGUGGUGAUCGGACGCCCCAAAUGCCCGGUGUGCUCAUCAACGAUCCCGCCUGCGCCGUCUGCGGCGGUUCCGGCGUCAAGAAGUGCUCUCGCUGCAAAGCCGUUAAAUACUGCUCGCAAAAGUGCCAGACAGAACAUUGGAGAUCAGGUCAUAAGACUGAAUGCAAUGAUAUACUAGCUGGCAGAAUCAGCUCAGCUCAAAACACAUCGAGUAAUGGUAGAUUUAAAACUCCUAUGCGUAAAAAUUUCAAAGGAAUUGCACUUGUUCCUACUCAUGGAAUCAUCUCUAAGCGUUUCAAGCAGCCAAAAAAGAUUCUUUUCCCCUAUGAUGAAUUUGUUGAACUUUUCCAUUGGGAGAAGGCCGAAUUUCCUCCUUGUGGGCUCUUAAACUGCGGGAACAGUUGCUUUGCCAACGUUGUUCUCCAGUGCCUUUCAUCCACUCGACCACUUGUUGCGUACUUGUUAGAGAAGGGCCAUCGGAAAGAAUGCAUACGGGAUGAGUGGUGCUUCCUGUGUGAAUUUGAAAGCCAUCUUGAAAGAGCAAGUCAAAGUUCACAGGCCUUUUCUCCAACCAACAUUAUCUCUAGACUACCUAAUAUUGGUGGAAAUCUUGGCUAUGGGAGGCAGGAGGAUGCUCAUGAACUCAUGAGGUUUGCCAUUGAUACAAUGCAGUCAGUGUGUCUUGAUGAGUUUGGUGGAGAGAAAAAUGUUGAUCCUCACUCUCAAGAAACAACCAUCAUUCAACAUAUAUUUGGUGGUCAGCUACAAUCUCAGGUGAUUUGUUCAAAAUGCAAUAACAUAUCAAACCAAUAUGAGAAUAUGAUGGAUUUAACUGUUGAGAUUCAUGGGGAUGCUUCAUCAUUGGAGGAAUGCCUAGUCCAAUACACUGGCAGGGAGUCGCUUCAUGGAGAAAAUAUGUACAAAUGUGAUGGGUGCAAUGACUAUGUCAAGGCUUGGAAGAGACUUUCCGUUAAACGUGCUCCAAAUGUUCUGACAAUUGCCUUGAAGAGAUUUCAGAGUGGGCGCUUUGGGAAAAUUAACAAGAGAGUUACAUUCCCUGCGACGCUAGAUCUCAGUCCGUACAUGAGUGAAGCGGGAGAUGGUACAGAUAUUUACAGCCUUUAUGGUGUUGUUGUCCAUGUGGAUAUGUUGAAUGCUUCAUACUUCGGUCAUUACAUCUGUUAUACCAAGGAUUUCCUUGGAAAGUGGUACAGAAUUGAUGAUUGCAAGGUUACAACUGUUAAUUUGGAAGAGGUGCUUUCUCAGGGAGCAUAUAUGCUUUUAUAUAGCAGGGUUCAGGCACGAUCACCUUGUCUAAGCAUCCUUGAACCUUCAAGGAAAGAGGAAGAAAUGCCCAAUGCCACCCUUGAAGUAGAGACUCUCCCAAAUGAACCAGUUAAAUGUUCUGCUAUGGAGUCUGCAGAUCUGGCUCCCCAUUAUUGGUCUGGGCCAUUGGACAUUAGUCUGCCCCCACAAAUAACCAACUGUGUAGAAGACUCAUCUGCUUUACUAGAGCAUUCUGAUGGUGUUACAAAUGUGUCCAGUCUCAUAUCACCCUCAUCUGCUUCAAAAGAGGUUCACAUAAUUGAAGAAGCUACGGUCAAUUCACAGUCAAGUCCAUCCACUUCAGGGGAGAUUUCUGGUUGCGAGAAGGUUCUUGUCACUGCAUCGGAUCUGGAUAAAGUAAGAAGAGUUCCAAAUGGCGUGGAUGUAGCUAAUGACAUAUAUCGGGCUGUGUCUGAGGAGGCAUCAGAAUGCUGUGAGAAGGAUCGCUCUUCUGCAGAUGAUAUGGAGUGGGAGUCGAGCACACUCGUGGCACAGGACGUUGAAGUUUGCAAAAGCAACGGAACAAUUGAUGCAGCGAAUGAAACGGCUUCUCCAGUUGAACAUCCGGGCUUAAUGAAUGGGAACGGAUAUCAUAGAUUAGUACAGAUUGACGACGGGUAAACAAUUAAAGGUGGAUCUCUGAACAAUAAUUAUUGGUUGUUCAUAAUUCUUUAGCUCCCCUCAUCAUCAGAAGAAAAGAUUGAGCUGGGAAAUUCAUGGUCUGGGGUUUCACUAUUUGCAGAAACUCAGAUGUAUCUUAACAACUUAGUUGGAGAAUCGUCAUAAUGUAAUCGAAACAUCAUAAUGAGUUGGAAGAGGUAUUCUUUUUGGGUC